AUGACAGUGUUCGAGCGAUUCAAUAUCGAAGUGGUGGAAGGGCUACUGGUGAUCGGCAUGACGGUCUUUUGGCAUCGGAGUGGAGGGUGGGUGCGGUAG
Molecule: messenger RNA, 99 nt
Organism: Phytophthora nicotianae INRA-310
Lineage: Eukaryota; Oomycota; Peronosporomycetes; Peronosporales; Peronosporaceae
Exons: 2
Coding region: 1-99 (32 amino acids)
Source: RefSeq, a predicted model, not a curated record